Molecule: messenger RNA, 4134 nt
Organism: Cephus cinctus (wheat stem sawfly)
Lineage: Eukaryota; Metazoa; Arthropoda; Insecta; Hymenoptera; Cephidae
Product: cilia- and flagella-associated protein 65
Exons: 19
Coding region: 466-4116 (1216 amino acids)
Source: RefSeq, a predicted model, not a curated record
GCGGUAACGAUUUUCAAUUUAAAAAUGCACGAAUUUAAAAACUCAUAAAUCCUUCUGAUUACAGUUUUUGCAUGAUACGCUAUGUGUGGACGUUUCUCUAGUGCAAUUAUGGAAGAAAUAAUAGAAAUUGACUUUGGAAAGGUCGCUCUGGGUACAACGGCUACUGAAAUCAUCAAAUUACGCAAUCAGAGCUGUUGAAUAUUUUUUCAGAAAAAACAGUCGUACGAGGUUCGUAGAGAUCCAAUUACGAAUCCUUUGGAUUAUGUUUUCAGUUUGGAAAAAUACGCCUGGUCCCUCCUACCCGGAGAAUCUUUUAUUUGCCAUAUUUAUUACAAACCGACUACCUAUUUUCAUAAAAAUACGGAUUAUUUUAUAGUAGACGAUUGUGAUUUUAAGCGUUACAAAAUUAUCGUACGAGGAAAUUGCAUUGGCCCUGAUAUUCAAUUUUCCGUGUCAAAACUUGUGAUGAUUUGUUCCAAGGAUGAAGACUCGACCAAGAAGAGAAUUCGGAUGACAAAUAAUUCCGAUAUUAAAGGACGAUUUAUGUUUGAUAUCGACGAGAAUCAAUCCCAAUUCAAAUUGAACUUGUAUCAUGGAAUAAUUAAUCCAUUUGAUAACCAACUUCUGACAAUCACUUACAUCCCUCGUAAAACUGGAUGCUGCGUCAUGUAUCUUCCUUGUAUUGUAGAAAGUCAGGGUCCCAUUAUUUUGGAGCUUUAUGGAUAUUCCACUGAUCGAUUUCUUAAAGAAGAUAACAUCUGUCUUGAGACUUUUCCAAAUUCUUUAGCAGAGUUUAAAAGUUUCGAAGGAUACAUGAAAGACAAUAAUUCUAUCCUAGAAGGAUAUACUCCUCCUUCGUCACUUUCAUCUAACUACAUAAAUUUUGGUAAAGUCAAUAACGAGCAUACAACACAUACCGUAUGUUUCACAAAUCACAGUCAGAUCGACUUUUCAAUUAAAUGGGACGAAGAUAUUGAUAAAAUCUUCACUAUGAGUCCUAGUAGCGCCAUAGUACAUGCCCAGCAAUCAAUUCUCUUCGAAGUUCAUUUUCAGCCUGAUAAGGAAUCAGCUGUUUAUCAUAGAGAAUUAUUCGCCAAUAUUUUGUGGAAUAAUGAUAACUUUGAAAACGAGAUUGAGAGUCAAUCAAAAGAAUUGAUAGUGUUCGUUCCUUUAGUAUCAUCUAUUCGAAUGAUAGGUCAUUCGUUUCCGCUAACGUCUACCGGAUGGAUUCCGCAAUAUGAACUUCCUCAAAUAGUUAUUUUACCACCGACGACACCUUCGCAAGCAGUUUACACGACUUUUGUCAUUAAAAAUCAUGGAUAUCUUCCGUUAACCUUUCGUUUUGUGGCGCCACAUCUAACUCACUUUAGCGUGAAGCCGCUUCUGGGUACAAUUUACAGAAAUCAUCAGGCAAUCGUCCUAGGCAUGUUUCCUAAGGUUGAGAAUAACUUACUGUAUAUGGAACGAUGGGCGGUACAGUUUAAUGAAAAUCCAAAAAAUGAGACUUACGUUGAUUUCAAAGGAUACGCGGAAUUUCCACAUGUAACUAUAGGCGAUAAUGAAUUAGUGGAAUUUUUACCAGUCUAUCCUGAAUGUCAUCAGAAGAAAGAAGUCAUCAUGCGGAAUAUAACGCGUCAUCGAAUAACGUAUUCAUUUCAUAACUUACCUAAAGAACUGUGCAUCGCACCGUCAAGUGGCGAAAUUCAUGCAAACGAGGCAAUUGUAUUAAACUGGACGUUCUGUCCAGUAAAAUUAGGCGAAUACGUUUUCAGUCUUGAUUGCCGUUUAAGGGGAUUGAGAAAUGGACGUUUUAUUGGAAAUACUCAAAAUAUCAGUGUAAAAGCAAUAGGAAGAUGCGAGCUUGGCUACCUUGUUGCGCUACCGGAUGUGCUGGAUUUUGGAAUUCAGGCCUAUGGAGAAUCACAGGAACUUAGUUUUCACGUAUUUAACUUCAGUGCCGUAAAGAUUCACUUCAAAAUAGAGUGUGCACACAGCAACUGGCCGGUUGGCGACAUAAAACGUGAUUUACGAAUCCAUCCUGUUUUGGAGACUCUUCAUCCUGGUCAAAAUCAAAGAAUCCUUGUUCGACUGACACCACAGGAAUCUGGGUAUUAUGAAUUGUCGAUUCGUUAUUACGUCAGGAUCAAUACUGAAAAAACAGUGUCGCUUGCAGAACCUCGAGAAGUAUGCACAUUAAAGUGCGCCUGUAUUCUGCCAAUUUUGAAAAUCAAAGAUCUGCUGUACCAUGGAUCUGGUCCAAAUAUAAGCAAAAUUCUCCUAUGGAAAAUGAUACAGAUAAACAAAUUGAAUUCCAUUAUAAAAGAUAUAAUGCCUGACGAGACAAGAAGUAUUGCAAUGCACUUCCCAGCCUUCACUGCACACGAGAAUCCAUUUCUUAUAAAGUUACUCAUGGUUAAUCCAACUUCCGUUUCCGUUUCCUGGACUUUGAAAAGGAUUCAAUUGUGCUCUUGCCAACUUAUUGUCAAAUCUAGGAGCUUCUCGUUUCAAUCUAUUGAAUACAAUUGUAUACACAGAGAAGCAUGUAAGAUUUAUCCAAAAGCAGGAACUCUGGAACCCAGAAAAGAAGCUAUGCUAACGAUAGAGUUACUUUAUAAAUUACCAGGAACAACAGAACUUCAGUGGGACUUUAUUCUAAGCAACAACCGUCACAUUUUUUUGAAAACAAACAUCCUCACGAUAUUAGAACAAGAAUCGAAAGCUAUGAUGCUUUAUGGAUCGCAGAUAAAUCUCGAAAGUAUUUAUAUUGGGGAUUUUGAUCCCAUUUAUCAGAUGUGCUGGAUGUACAACAAUACUAAUCAAGACGUAUCUUACUCGCUGGAUAUUAAUUCAUUACGCAAUGCCAAUAAGACGUAUCUCAACGAAGUAUUUUCGUGUCUUCAUCCUUCUGGUAGAAUACCAAAAAAUUCUCACAAACCCAUAAUACUAAAAUUUCAGCCGAAACACUCAGGACAAUUUUAUGCAAAUGUUCCUCUGAUGCUUGGAAAUAAAACGACAGAAUUGCAACUCCGUUGCGAAACUACUGGCUAUUUCAAAACUCAAAUUCUUACCGAAAUAUCACCAGUUUGCGAUAUAUUUUCCAUUGACCAAGUACCUAUGUAUUUUAAUACGGAUCAUAUAAUAUUACCACCUAUGGGAACACAUAGUAAAAUCACCAGGAUAUUGAUGAUUCAGAGUACUCUCAGGACCGACGUGCUUGGCUAUGAAUGGAAAAACUACGAUUUGCCAGGAAUUAUUUCAAUUCAUAUUGAACCACGUAAAGGUCGGAUACAACCGGAAACACCUCAAACAUUUUAUGUGACUGUGACUACCGGUGGAUACGCUUGUAAAAUUAAUCCUGAUGUUACGUGCGAAUUUAUUAACGUUAGUGAACUACGUGCUUAUAAGAAGAACAUUUUAGUUUGUCGUAUUGAAUCUGAGGAAUUGAAAGGACAAUUUUCUAUUACGGAAAAGGGCACGGACGUUCCUAUGCCACGUACUGAAAUCAGGGAAAUACCUCUGCCUUUUCACAAGGCUGUUACUGUUCUUUGUUAUGUAUAUGCUGCGCAAGAUGAAGAUUUAAAAACUACUGUUAUGCAGCAAUUAACUAAUUAUCCGCCGAACGAAAUACCUUUGACGAAUAUGAAUGAAUCUAAACGUGUUGUUGAGGAAAAUUUGAUAAAUAUGGCCAGCUUCAUUUUGGAAGGGAUGAUAUGGAAAAUUUUAAAUAGCAAAUUUUUUGAGGAUGUUGCAUUAAAGAUCUUGACCGAAAACCAAGAUUUGAAAUAUUCUCAAUUUUCUGUUAAUGAAAUACGCAGAAGAAAAUUAAUAAAAAAUUCUUACAUUGUACCUCCUCGCAGAUACAUCGCUGCAAUACUGGAACGCAUGACAUUUAUGAUAAUACACGAAGAAUUUGUUUUGGAUAUAUCACACUUAGCACAGUCAUUUGACGUCAGGGAUAUUACAUAUAUGAAAAUUUGUCCCCAGUUACGUGAAAUUAAAAUGUGUUCUGAUGAUAGCGAAAAAGCAGAGCCUGCUGCAGUGAGUCAGAUUAAGAAAGAAUCAAAUAUCAAUGAAAAUCCAGAUAUACCAUAUACCGUUACUUUCAAUAAUUUAUAAGACUGACUACGCUUGGGU